AUGGCCGGCCGCGAACUGCUCCAGGUCUUGCUCCCCGGCAACGCCGCUAUCCUCUCGGCGUCUAUACCCUCGUCGGCCUCCACCUCGGUCCAGGACCUCAUCGUUGCACUGCUCACCGACCGCACCAACACACACUCCCUCACAGCUGCCUUUGGCUCGCACUUCCAGCCAUGGCCGUCUGCCAAUUCCAACGACUUUGAAAGCUCAGAGAAAUGGCUCAUCGAUCAUAACGGCCAGCUCUGGGGCAUCCAGGCCGUACAAGCCGCACCGCCAAACUACGAGUGGAGCGAGCCAGAACUCAGAGCCAUCGACGACGGCAUCAUUCCACUACACACGGGCGUGUUCGCAUUCCUCCGCAGCCUCGUCGAUGCGCCAAAACCGGCCGAAGACAGGGAUGUCCAGCCUCCUCCGCCCGACUUGUCGUCGCCCACCGCUUUCUCCGACUUCUUGCUAUCCUCGCACCUCCAUACACCUCGCCUUCGUCUGGUCUGUGGCGCAUCAGGACUCCGAGUCCGCCUCCGCUUUGGCCAUGUGCCCGAGAUCUACGACGGCUGGGAUCAGCGCUCGUGGUUCCUGCCUGCCGACCCAACUUCGCCCGGUGCCACUGGCGUAGGCUCCACCGCCGUAGAGCUCGUCGAGGCUGUCUGCGAGGAGCUCGGUAUCCGAAGGGUCGUGCUUCAGGGUAGCAAGUCGGCCCGCGUCGUCUAUGCUCUGGCUCCUCUACCUUCAACACCAGCCUCGGCUCCAGCUCCUAUGCCGCCGCCAGCACCUCUGCCAGAUACAACGUCCCUGCCCAACUAUCUGGCGGGAUCCAGCACCUCGGACGCUGCGCUCAUGUUCACCAUCAGCGCCAGCUGGCUCUCCAAGCUCGGCACCGUCGCUCAAGGCUUUUCCAAGCAUGCCCGUCGCCAAGGAUCUAACGGCGUACCCGCUGCCGUUCCCACGCCUGACCGCAGCCAGCCCGCUUUGUCCACUUCGCCAACCAAGCAGGCCAGCGCAAAAUCAGGUAUGCUCGGCCUGUGGGGAUCGGCGAGUGUGAGCAAGGCGACCGCCGCGCUACUGCCAGCCACGUUCUCCACCCGAUCCAGAAGCGCUUCGCAGGCAUCCCAAUCCACUGGCGAUGCAGAGCUCGACGCUCUCUCGGUAAAGCUCGCCUCAACACGCUUGCCAGACGACCAAGACGACGAGGAUGACGACGCAGCGGGAGGCACGCUCAAGGGUAGCAAACCCUCAACUCCUGCCGACCGAAGUGCCAAACUUCCUGGCCCAGAAGCACACUCCACACCGCAAGAUGACGAGAACGAAUCCACCAUCAAUAUUCCAAAGGGCCGCAGGCACCAGCCGCCUUCCGCCACGGCACGACUCAGUCGCAUGUUCGAAGGAUGGAUCGGCGGCGGCGCCGAGACCGCUUCACCCUCAUCACCCAAGGCUGGCGAUGAAGCUGCAGCCAUGCCCGAGACGCCUCCGAACCAGCCCGUGCGUCGGGAACCGGGCACUGUCGGGAGAAGCGGCAAGACGUUCAGCGUCAGCGGUCCUCUGGAGCUCGAGAGCGACACCAGCACCGUGUCUCCAUCACCUUCGCUUGGAUCUCUCAAUCAGCUUUCGCCAGCCCACGCCGCGCUCGACGAUCCAGACGAGCUCGAGAAACGAUUCGAAAAGCUCAUGCAGGAUCUCGGCAUCAAAGGGACAAGCCGCUCCGCCAUGUUGGCGCUUCCAAACGAUCGCAAGCGCUUCUUGAUCAGCCAGAAUGAAGCUGCCAAGACCUCGACACCUUCGAAACCUCGAGCCUCUCUGGGACAGCAGGGCGACAAACCAGUGUCCCCCACUCUGGGUACCGACACCAUGGGUCGUAACUCGAUCAUCCCUGCUGGCUGGUCCAACCGCUUCAGCAUUUCUAGCAUCGCCACAUGGGCGACCAGCGACACUCACGGCUCAGGCUCGGGCUCGCACAAAGACUUUGACGGUCCGUCCAGCCCGCGUGCGAGCGUUUCUGGCGAUGCCUCCAGCCGAGGCAGCGAAAGCACUCGUCCCACCACGGUGCUGUCUGACACCGGCUCGCUUGGUUCGCUCGACUCCAAGGCGCUCAAUGGCGGCGAGCACACGAUCAAAGCGAACCACACCGGCAGCAGCGCUGGUGUCACCGCGAGCUUGUGGAAUAAUUGGUGGGGAGGCGGAAGCACCAUCUCGGCCGCGGGCGGACACGACCAACUCGGCUCAUCGGAUGAGCGACAGGUGGCGAUGAACCAUGUCACGCGCCUCAAGGACAGCAAGCCCAGCCGAAAGGAUCUCUUCAAGCAUCUGCUCUCGCUGCGUGUGACGCUCAGUAGCGCAAAGCUCUCCUGGAUCGAUAGCUUCCUGCACUGCGACGGUCUCGGUGCGCUCGAACACAUCAUGCAGCAAGAGACCGACGGGAUCGUCAAAGGUCUCGACAUCAACCGAGCCAAGAGCGCUGAGCGGAAGGACAUGUCGGACGCCAUCCUCCUCGAAGCAGUCAAGUGCCUCCGCACGCUCAUGAACAUCGAGCUUGGAUUCGAGAGGGUGCUGGAGCAGCCCAAUCUGGUCAACUACAUUGCAUUCGCGUUGCGCUCUCCAUCGUACAAGCUGCGUCUCCAGGUCGCCGACGUGCUGGCAGCCCUCUGUGUCCUCUCCCUCGAAGAUGGCCAUCGCAUGGUUUGUGGAGCGCUGUCGGAGCUCAAAGUGGUCUCGGGAGAACGAUACCGCUUUGCCUUCCUCGUGGAGGACCUCAAGCUUCACGCUUCCAGCGACGGACUCGAGGGCGCAGAUCUUGACGACUCGGACGCGAGCGAGGCGAUCGAAUGGGAGUACAAGGCGGCCGCCAUGGUGCUCGUCAAUGCCAUCACCAACAGUCCCGAGGACCUGGAAGAAAGAAUCUCGCUUCGUGACGAGUUCGCGCGUCGCGGCCUCAAUGAAGUGCUCGUGUCCCUCCGAUACGUCGAUCCGCCAGAGAAUCUCGCCACACAGAUCCAGGUCUACGUUGAGGAGAAGCAGGAGGACCAAGACGAGCUGCACGACCGCGCGCUGCAUCUGUCCGACCGCGAGCGCGAGCGCGAUCGUGAAGCAAUCUCGCACCUCGGCGAAGCCGGCGAGAUCCUCCGCCGGUCGCAGAACGACCACGAGGACCUAUAUCCGAUCAUGAUCUCGAUCCUGCGCCACACGUCCAACAUCCUCGACCGCGACAUCGACCAUCAAUUCAAGACCGACCUCCUCUUUGUCGUCGACAAGUACGUCGAGUCUUCCGCGGACGUCGCCGACUUUGAUGAAGGAUGGCGCAGCUUCAUGCGCGCGUACCUCGCCAACAUUCAGCACCUGGUGGGCAAACAAGCCAUGAUCAAGGCCAACCGCAUGAGCGACACCAGCACAGUGCCCAGCAGCUUCAUCGAGGAGCUGGAGGGUCUGCGAGCCAAGGUGGAGGAACUCAGCGACGACAAGGCCAAGCUGAGGACCAAGCUCAACGAACAGACCGCCGAGGUCAUCACGCUGAGGAGCCUGCCGGGUGCCGCUGCACUUCGGAGGGAGUCACCCGACACUGAGAAUGGUCCCGCAGGCACGCCCUCCACUCUUCCCAAGCGCGGCGACAAGGAGAACUUUGCCGGUGUCAUCCAGCGUUUGGUGGCCAAGGAGAAGCAGGUGAUCGAGCUGCAGGAGGAGUUGGAUCGGCUCUCGUCUGCGGCACGUCCCAACGAUCGCUCCGAUGGCGACGACAGGGCCAAGAAGGAUCGCCUCGAGCGCAACCGACAGUGGACCAACCUCAUGGACGAGAUCGCUCGUCACAAGGAACAACUCGCCGGCGCCGAGGCGAAUGUCGAGGCGAAAGAGCGCGAGAUCAAGUACCUGAAGCGCGCUCUCGAAGCCGUGUACGGUCGAUUCCAGAACGGCCUAGCGCAGGCUCAGGAAGAGGCCGAGGCCAAGGACAAGGAGCAGGAGUCGUCCAAAUCAGGUUCUUCAGCAGCCAACUCCGAGAUGGAAGCCGACAUGAUGGCACGCCGCACGAUCGAGGCGCUGAGCAAGAAGGACGCAGAGAUCUCGGAGCUCCGAGCUGACGUCGCCAAGCUGCAGGAGAAGGCGCUCAAGUCGAUCGAGGCGACCGCUUCGCAAGACCAGACCGAGGCUCUGCGGACCCAGCUCGAGGAGAAGGACAAGCAGAUCACCAAGCUCAGGAGCGAGAUGGCCAAGCUGCAGGCCCUGCUGCUCCAGCUCCAGAUCCAGCCGGCUGCCGCGGAUGGAGCCGGAGCUGGCUUGGCCCGUGCUGCCACCGUUCAUCGCCAAGCGCCGAGACCGCCUGGUGCUCCAGCUCCUCCCGCCGCGGCUGCAGGUCACCGUACGGCACCGCUUCCCCCGGCUCAGCCUGGCAUGUCCUCCGCCAAUGCAGUCGCACCAACACCCAAUGGCGAGAGCAUCGUCAAUGGAGGUGAAAGUCCAGGCUCCGCGGAUGUGUCGCCACCCCCUCCACCACCGCCAGCUCCUCCAGCACCGCCAGCUGUUCCGAGCUUCUCGGCAGGAGUGGGAAGCCCACCACCACCACCACCUCCUCCGCCCCCUCCAGCUCCGCCUGCGCCGGGCAUGCACGCUGCCCCAAGCUUCGGAGGCUCGAUGCCCGGGCCGCCACCACCGCCUCCUCCGCCACCGCCUGGUCCUCCCGGUGCGAGCAUGGGCGCGCUUGGAGGCGGAGCACCACCACCGCCGCCGCCUCCUCCUCCAGGCGGCGCCGCUGGUGCGCCUCCUCCUCCUCCGCCGCCUCCCGCUGGGCUCGUCCCACCGCCACCACCGGGAAUGCUGGGAGCACCCAAGCCGCCCGCAUUGCCGCUUAUCCCAAAGAAGAAGCGCAAGGCACUCUUCUGGAACAAGAUUCCGGCCCACUCGCUCUCGCGCACGGUUUGGAACGACAUGCCCGAAGCAAGCGUGGAUGUGAAUCGCGAAAUCGAGCGGAUCGACGAACUGUUUUCCAUCGGAAGCAGGCCGGCGGCGGCGGUUCCUGACGCCAAGCAGACGGGCCGCAAAGCGAACCCGACGACGCUGCUCGACCUGACGCGUGCGCAGAACGUGUCGAUCGUGCUGACGCGGAUCAAGGUGCCGUUCCCGGAACUGCGCAUCGCGCUGCUGCAGUGUGACGAGACGAAGCUGAGCGUGGACAAUCUCAAGAGCAUCAAGUCGUGUCUGCCCACCACGGAGGAGCUGGAGCUGGUGCGCGACUACGACGGCGAUGUGGGCGCGCUGAGCAAGGCGGACCAGUUCUUCAAGGAGAUGCUGGGCAUCCCGCGGCUGUCGGAGCGUCUGGCGUGCAUGGUGUACAUGCGCAAGUUUGAGCUCGAUCUCGAGGAGCUCAAGCCGGACCUGCGAAUCCUCAAGCAUGCGGCGGACGAGAUGAACACCAGCGCCAAGUUUAAGAAGGUGCUGCAUACGGUGCUGACCAUCGGCAACGUGCUCAAUUCGGCCACGUUCCGUGGCGAGGCGGCGGGCUUCCAGCUGGGCGACCUGCUCAAGCUCAAGGAUACCAAGCCAUCGCAACCGAAAGCGGGGACGCCGACGCUGCUGCACUAUCUGGUGCGCGUGCUCAACCAGACGGACAAGACGCUGGUGGGCUUCCUGGACGACUGCUCGCAUGUCGAGGCAGCAGCGAGGCUGUCGACACAGGCGAUUAUGCAGUCGAUCGCCGCGCUGGUGGCGGGCCACGAGGCGAUGCAAAACGAGAUGGCGACGCUGGAUCGGAUCGGCAUCUCGUCGCAGAGCGACCGAUUCGUCACGGUCACCGCCGAGUUCCUGCGCCAGUCGGUGCCGCAGAUCAAGGCGCUGCAGCUUGCGGGGAGCACGAUCCAGACGAGCCUGAGCCAGCUGCUGAGCUACUUUGGCGAGGAUCCGACGCAGACCAAGCCCGAGGACUUUUUCGGGCUGGUGAGCAGUUUCGGGCAGGCGCUUAUGCGCGCAGAGGAGGACACGCUGCAGGCGGAUCGCAAGGCGGAGCUCGAGGAGCAGAAGAAGCAGAAGGCGGCGUUCGGCAAGGGUCUGUAUGGCAUGCGUAUCCCACAGUUCGGACCCGAGGUGCGCGGGCCGUUGGGCGUGCAGAAGGGCGAUGCGGGUGCGGCACCAGGCAAGGCGGAGGCGGAGGUGGGAGGCGCGGUGGGCGGACCGCAGCCGACAAGUGCGGAAGAGAUGCUCGAGGCGACGGACCAGCUGUCGCCCGUCAACGAGGCGACACCCACCGCAUCUCGCUUCCGGUCGUGGGGAGCGUCGGCUGCUGCGCAGAUGGCUGCGGAUGCCAGCCUUGCCAACGAGGGUGGCGACAAGACCACGCUCAAGGCGGAGCGGGGUGCGUACGAGGCCGGACGCCGGUCGUAUCGCGGACGCGGGCAGCUGGACGAAGCGAUCAAAGAGCUGCGUGCCGGCGCCGCUGGUCGUAAGCUCGCCAACGCCCUGGCGGCACAGCAUGGCCGUGAUGAGGCGGGAUCGUCGCCGAGCAGGAUCCGAAAUGUGGUGCGAAACUCCCCCGCCCCGGAAGUGGAGGAGGAGGAGGUGGAUACGGCAACGAUCGGACGCACGCGGUUUGGCUCGGUCGCAUCGCGUGCCGGCAGAGACUCGAUCUACGCCACCAUGUCGGCUAAUCCCAACGGCACCCUCAGCGGACGCAAGUCGCUCCGACUCAAACAGCCCACGCGCAGACCACUGUCCAGGGUCUUUAUCACCGGCGACCCCGUCAACCGCGACGAUUUUUAG
Moesziomyces aphidis is the source of this 6729-nucleotide messenger RNA. The record is from the annotation of a GenBank genome assembly. NCBI's taxonomy places the organism in Eukaryota, Fungi, Basidiomycota, Ustilaginomycetes, Ustilaginales, Ustilaginaceae.